Molecule: messenger RNA, 865 nt
Organism: Ornithodoros turicata
Lineage: Eukaryota; Metazoa; Arthropoda; Arachnida; Ixodida; Argasidae
Product: chromobox protein homolog 1-like
Exons: 1
Coding region: 150-701 (183 amino acids)
Biological process (GO): negative regulation of transcription by RNA polymerase II; chromatin organization
Cellular component (GO): pericentric heterochromatin; nucleus
Molecular function (GO): chromatin binding
Source: RefSeq, a predicted model, not a curated record
CAUCCCAGCAUGCACCGGCGGCCCCAAAAAACACACACAAAAAAACGUCGCCAAUUCGCCAUCUUGGGAAUGUGAAAAGCGCGCCCGCAAAGCGUAGGUUAGGGUUAGCGCCCUACCGGGAAACUGCCCUAUUGGUCCGUCACAGUGUCAUGGAGCAGACUGGUAAACGGACUGACAGAAAACGAACACAGAAGGACGCCCUUGGUACCGCUUCAGAGCCAGAAGAGUUCAUCGUUGAGAAGAUCCUCGAUCGGAGAGUUCGUCAGGGAAAAGUUGAAUACCUGCUCAAGUGGAAAGGUUACGCCGACACCGAAAACACUUGGGAACCCGAAGAGAACCUCGACUGCCCAGGCCUCAUAUCGGAAUUCGAAGACAAACGUAAGCGCAACGCGGAGGAAGCAAAGAUGAAAGAAGAGACCGAUCUGCCAUCUCGCAAGAAGAAGCGACAGGAUUCGGACGCCAAACCACGAGGCUUUGAUCGGGGUCUGGAACCCGAUCGGAUAAUUGGCGCCACAGACUCGAGCGGCGAGUUGAUGUUUUUGAUAAAGUGGAAAGACUGCGAUGAAGCAGACAUUGUGCCGGCACGGAUUGCCAACGUGCGCUGUCCGCAAGUAGUUAUCCGUUUCUACGAAGAGCGUCUGACGUGGGAUACGUGCACCAGCAAGGAAGAUGACAGCGGAGACAAAGGCUCCAAGGGGUGACGUGCAUUUCCUAGUGUCAACCGUUUUUAAACGCUGGACCCAUUUAUUCAACUCCGGCCCCCCUCCCCUGUUUUAAUCUGUUGCUUGCUAGUUGAUGGGUAAUAUGUAUGCACAUACGGUUGUAAUGUAUCUCGGGCGUUAAAUAAAGUGUGUUUAGCAGUGUU